Tinamus guttatus (white-throated tinamou) is the source of this 1629-nucleotide messenger RNA. NCBI's taxonomy places the organism in Eukaryota, Metazoa, Chordata, Aves, Tinamiformes, Tinamidae. The record is from RefSeq and is a predicted model, not a curated record.
GAAACAGUCCUCAAGAUAGCCCUAGAAACUUCUCUCCCAGUGCCUCAGCCCACUUUUCUUUUGCACGAAGGACUGAUGGUCGCCGCUGGUCUCUGGCUUCUCUCCCUUCUUCUGGCUAUGGUACAAAUACACCCAGCUCAGCUGUUUCUUCAUCCUGUUCCUCUCAAGAGAAGCUACACCAGUUACCAUAUCAGCCAACACCUGAUGAACUACAUUUUUUAUCUAAACAUUUCUGUACCACUGAAAGCAUUUCCAGUGAUAGCAGAUGCAGGACCACUCCAUUGCGUCCUCGGUCCAGAAGCCUCAGCCCUGGACGUUCUCCUGCCUGCUGUGACAAUGAAAUAAUAAUGAUGAACCAUGUCUACAAAGAAAGGUUCCCAAAGGCCACAGCUCAGAUGGAAGAACGGCUUCAGGAUAUCGUAACAAACCAUUCUCCAGAUAACGUCCUUCCCCUGGCAGAUGGAGUGCUCAGUUUUACCCACCAUCAGAUCAUAGAACUGGCUCGAGACUGCUUGGAUAAAUCCCACCAGGGGCUCAUCACAUCACGAUACUUUCUUGAAUUACAGCAGAAAUUAGACACAUUACUCCAGGAGGCUCAAGAGCGAUCAGAGAGUGAAGAACUGGCAUUUAUCAAGCAGCUAGUUCAAAAGAUCCUAAUAAUUAUUGCUCGUCCUGCUCGCUUAUUGGAAUGUCUGGAAUUUGAUCCUGAAGAGUUUUACUAUCUUCUGGAAGCAGCUGAAGGCCAUGCUAAAGAGGGACAAGGUAUUAAAACAGACAUUCCUCGAUAUAUUAUUAGCCAGCUGGGCUUAAAUAAAGAUCCACUGGAAGAAAUAGCUCAGCUAGCUAAUUAUGACAGUGGAACAGCAGAAACUGCAGAAACGGAUGAAUCGAUGAGUAGCUCUAACACCUCACUGAAGCUGCAGAGAAAACCUCGGGAAAGCGAUUUUGAAACAAUUAAGCUGAUUAGUAAUGGAGCUUAUGGUGCCGUUUAUUUUGUGAGACAUAAGGAAACCAGACAAAGAUUUGCCAUGAAGAAAAUUAACAAGCAGAAUCUCAUCCUCCGAAACCAGAUCCAACAGGCUUUCGUUGAGCGGGAUAUCUUGACAUUUGCAGAAAAUCCAUUUGUUGUCAGCAUGUAUUGCUCCUUUGAAACAAGACGCCAUUUAUGUAUGGUCAUGGAAUAUGUAGAAGGUGGAGACUGUGCGACUUUGAUGAAGAAUAUGGGUCCCUUACCUGUGGACAUGGCAAGGAUGUACUUUGCAGAGACUGUUCUGGCUUUGGAAUACCUUCAUAAUUAUGGAAUUGUACACAGGGAUUUGAAACCAGACAACUUGUUGGUGACAUCCAUGGGCCAUAUAAAGCUUACAGACUUUGGCCUGUCUAAGGUGGGGCUAAUGAGUUUGACUACCAAUCUGUAUGAGGGUCAUAUUGAGAAGGAUGCCAGAGAAUUCCUGGACAAACAAGUCUGUGGUACCCCUGAAUACAUAGCUCCUGAAGUCAUACUGAGGCAGGGUUAUGGAAAGCCAGUGGACUGGUGGUCUAUGGGAAUCAUCCUCUAUGAAUUUCUUGUUGGAUGUGUGCCAUUCUUUGGAGAUACUCCAGAGGAGCUGUUUGGACAAGUGAUCAGUG